GCGGAGGCUGGGCCUGCUCUCCACCUCUUCAGGCGAGAGGAAGAGACGGCCGAAGUGCCGACGACAGCCGGGAAGAGGCGAGAAGGCCCUAUAGUGGCGGCGGCGGCGGCGGCAGCGUUAGUACCCUCGCUUGCUCACUUGGCCGCCCUCGCUCCCUCUUGCCCUCUUCCAACAUGGCCGCAGAGUCCUCCUCCCGCUGAGGCGAUUCCCUCACAGAUCCCUCGCAGCUUUCGUCUCCUUCUGCACGCCGCCGCCGGGCCUUUCUCUUUCUUCCCCCCUUCCUCACCGGGCCUCCCGGGGAGGAAGCGGGUCAUGGGCUGCGGCAGAGGAGGAGGAGGAGGAGCCGAAGCCGGGCAGGCCGCGCCGACCUCGCUCGCAGCAGCGCAGCCACCGAUGCCCGGGCGCCGCUAGCCUGGCCCCGGUGAGCCCAGAAGGAGGGCGAGGCGGAGACGUUGCUGUUAGGGGAGAAGAGUGUUGAGGCCUCCCUGAAGCCCACCCAGCGCCCUUUUCCGUCCAGCAGCACCAGCAGAAGGAAGAAGAAGGGAGAAAGCACCCAAGGGGGGAAGGGGGAUUGAGGCCACCAUGGCUCACUCGCCCGUAGCAGUGCAGGUGCCUGGCAUGCAGAACCACAGAGCAGACCCAGAAGAACUCUUCACAAAACUGGAGCGCAUUGGAAAAGGCUCAUUCGGAGAGGUUUUUAAAGGAAUUGAUAAUCGGACACAGCAGGUAGUUGCUAUUAAAAUCAUAGACCUUGAGGAGGCAGAAGAUGAAAUAGAAGACAUUCAGCAGGAGAUAACUGUGCUAAGCCAGUGUGAUAGCCCUUAUGUAACAAAAUACUAUGGCUCCUAUUUAAAGGGCACAAAGUUAUGGAUAAUAAUGGAGUAUUUGGGUGGGGGAUCAGCACUGGAUCUUCUACGGGCUGGCCCUUUUGACGAGUUCCAGAUCGCUACGAUGCUGAAGGAAAUCUUGAAAGGACUUGACUACUUGCAUUCAGAGAAGAAAAUCCACAGAGAUAUUAAAGCUGCCAAUGUGCUGUUGUCGGAGCAAGGGGACGUCAAGCUUGCGGAUUUUGGGGUUGCUGGGCAACUCACUGACACUCAGAUUAAGAGGAAUACCUUUGUGGGCACGCCAUUUUGGAUGGCCCCUGAAGUCAUUCAGCAGUCGGCGUACGAUUCAAAAGCUGAUAUUUGGUCUUUGGGAAUCACUGCGAUCGAACUAGCCAAAGGAGAGCCACCCAACUCAGACAUGCAUCCAAUGCGAGUUCUGUUUCUCAUUCCUAAAAACAAUCCUCCAACCCUAAUAGGAGAGUUCAGCAAACCCUUCAAAGAGUUUAUUGAUGCAUGUCUGAAUAAGGACCCAACAUUUCGUCCAACAGCAAAAGAACUCCUAAAGCACAAAUUCAUUCUGAAAAAUGCCAAGAAGACAUCUUACCUGACAGAGCUUAUUGACAGGUUCAAGAGAUGGAAAGCAGAAGGACACAGUAGUGAUGAAACAGAUUCUGAUGGCUCUGAUUCGGAGUCUAGCAACAAGGAGAAUAAUUCUCACCCAGAAUGGAGUUUUACUACAGUUCGGAAGAAACCAGAUGCCAAGAAACUGCAAAAUGGAACAGACCAAGAUCUUAUGAAAACCCUGAGCUGUUUAACAGUGAUAAUCACACCUGUAUUUGCUGAGCUUAAACAGCAAGACACCAAUAAUGCUAACAAAAAGAAAGUAAUUGAAGAACUUGAAAAAAGCAUCAAUAUGGCAGAAGCUGCAUGUCCGGGGAUCACAGAUAAGAUGGUGAAAAAACUUAUGGAGAAAUUUCAGAAGUUUUCUGUUAAUGACUCCUCCUAAGAAACUUUGUCACGGAUUGCUGUUCCACACGGAUCCAGUAUAGCCCACCAAAACCUACUAUAAGCUUGGCAAUGCUUUGCUCAUGAGCUCCUUGUGCCUUUUUGGAUCAUUGUGACAUAUUUAAUGAUCGGGGAUUUGAAAGGACUUACCUCCACUCUUUUGUGAUGGGUAUACCCGCUUUUUUUGUAUUUCCGGGACAUUCUUUUUGUAAAGAGCAACUUUUAAUAUUGUAGAUUUCACCUGUUUAAUCGGAUUUUAAAAAUGGCGAGGCGCAGUUUUUGCUUCUAGAUCUAAUCAGGGGCUACCAGUUGCCAAUCUCAAUGUGCAGAAUCUUGGGUGUGCCUGUUACUCCAGAUACUGUGGACUGCACCCCUUUACUUGAGUUCAUGGGCAGUACAUCUGCAGCAACAUUUUGUUACUCUCCAAAAGAAGGGGAUUCCCAGUCUUAAUGUUAUCAUCAUUAUUUGGUAUGGAUAAGUUAUAGCUUUUUCUGAAUCACUAAAAUUAGACUUUAAGAAGUAGCUUUUCACAGGAAUAUACGUGAGAGCACCUUAGACUGUAGGAUGUUGCUGUAGCCACCUGCUUGAAGACCAUAGUGUCUCUUUAGGCCCCUGGGAGUGUCGUAAACCUGCGACAAUAUCAACUCUUCUGAAAACUGGUACAGUAUUUUAGGCAGCUCUUUGAUCACCUACAUUUGAGAGCAAUAUGUCGAUAGCUCUGCAAGUUCACACGUAGCAGCUGGUAUAGCUUAGUCACAGUGUAUACUUUGUAUGUAGUAUCUUUUAAGGCAGGGUUUCAAGUCAUUCAUCAUGGAAGGAAAUUUUAAAGCAAUACAGUUGACGGGGGCAGGACGGCUUCUGGCAAUAAUGGACACAAAUAGAAAUAUGGUUUAUCUGAAUUAUUUCUUCCUUUUUUAGUUUUUUUUUUCCAAAAAGCAGUUCAUUUUAUGUUUGGGGUGGGGGAAUUGGGAGGAUACCAUGGCAUGUGAUAGGUACCUGAUAAGCAGGUAUAAAAUGUGUGACACUAGCGUUUGUGUGGUGGUGUUUUUCCUGUAAAAUAUUUAUAACACAUUCUUAAAGUACAUUACAUACAGCACAUCCACCAUGAUAUGUUUAAUUUCCCCAACUGUAUUUUAAAUAUGUAUUUACCAGUUAAUAUGCAAAUAAUUGAGUUAUAGAUAUUCUUUCACAAAAAGAUAGUACUGUGCAGUACAGAGUGAUUUUUUUCCCAUAGAAGGUAGAUGAAAUGAUAAACUUGCUUUCAGUUAUAUAUUUAUGGUACUGUUUAAAUGGGUAAUAUCCUUUUCUUUCUUUAUUUCCUUUCCUUUCAACCCAGUAUGUAUAUUAUGCUGAAGUUUGAAGUGGGGUUGUAUUUCAGUCCUUAUCUGUGGAACUGUUGGUGUAAAUUUAUUUUUGAUAAAAAGGCUGGAUGUGUUUAAUAUUAUGGUUUGGAUCUGCACAUUUUUGUUUUUGCACAAAAGUCAUUUUAAAGGAUUUGAAAAAUACCUGCCAAAUAUUGAAACAAAGUUAAUAGUGUGCAAGCAAAUAAUGAUUUUUUUUAGUUAAAAGUUGCCAUUGUAUCCUUAAAAAAAGAUAUAAAGACACUGGUGAGAGAUGGUGGUUAGAAAUGCCAAGGGCAAUUACUUUCAAUGGUGCCUAUACUGUAAAAAAAAUUACUUUUAACUCCUUUGUUUUAAUUUUAAAGAAAUGUUUGUUAAAAGAAAUCUUUCAUCUGCUAUAUAACUGAAACACAAUUAGAAUUUAUAUCUGAGGAAAAAAAGUCUGGACAUAGUUUUUGAAAAUGAUAAUGUUAUGGAUUAAAUAAAAAUAUUUUUAUAAAUGUAAAAGCAGUAAAAGUUGUAAAUACAGUUGAUCUGAAGCUUUACACAAUAACUGCAUCACCGAAGCAAAAUUAUAGUGCUCUUCUUUGUAGUUAUUAGUCCUGUAAAUCUGUUUAUAGAUGACGCUUCUUUCAAUGUUUUGGGGUGGGGGGGUGGGGGGGGCAGGGCAGCAGAGGUUGAAUGGUUUUUAAAAAUAAAUAUUUAAGUUCUGUAAACAUCUGCGGUCCUAAUUGUCUGAUACCAUAUGCUUUUUAAACCUCAAAUAGUGGGAAGAAGAGCAUCCUGUCUUUUGUACAUACUUCUGUAAGGGAAUGUCACAUUUUCAAAAUUCUACUCUGAUUUCAAGUUGUUUUCAGCUUCCAGUGACUUCGCACUGGAGAACCUGUUAGAAAUAAAUCAUAUCAAAUGGC
Sphaerodactylus townsendi is the source of this 4083-nucleotide messenger RNA. It is a transcript of the gene STK26, whose product is annotated as serine/threonine kinase 26. The transcript has 12 exons. Lineage: Eukaryota; Metazoa; Chordata; Lepidosauria; Squamata; Sphaerodactylidae. Gene Ontology annotation, biological process: protein phosphorylation. The record is from RefSeq and is a predicted model, not a curated record. The coding region runs from base 583 to 1833 and encodes 416 amino acids. Gene Ontology annotation, molecular function: ATP binding; protein kinase activity.